Messenger RNA from Vitis vinifera (wine grape), 1357 nucleotides. RefSeq names its product 2-oxoglutarate-dependent dioxygenase 19. The record is from RefSeq and is a predicted model, not a curated record. Bases 142 to 1176 code for a protein of 344 amino acids. Lineage: Eukaryota; Viridiplantae; Streptophyta; Magnoliopsida; Vitales; Vitaceae. The transcript has 4 exons.
UGUAUGACAAAUUAAGUUAAGAGAUAAGAACGUGGGUUGUUCCACCUCUUGGAGUGCAGCUUUUGUCAAAGUAUUUGUUGCAGGGUAUCCCGGAGAACGGGGCGCUAGCGGCUAACGUGCUGCACAGGGGACGCCAACUUAAUGAACUUAUACUCUCAGAAGAAUAUGGGAAUCAAAGGACUAGUUGAGUCGGGGUAUCUAAACUCCAUUCCGCCCGAGUAUGUGUUUCCCUCAAAUCUAAAUGAUUUAGAAGUAGAAGAAGUUCCAACAGUGGAUUUUUCACAACUCACUGCUGGUACACCUGAUGAAAGAUCCAAAGCCAUCCAAGUCAUUGGCAAGGCAUGUCGGGAAUGGGGAUUUUUUAUGGUAAUAAAUCACAGCAUGCCCAGGAGACUCAUGGAUGAGAUGCUGAAUGUAGGCGAAAGGUUCUUUGAUCUCGCCGAGGAGGAAAAGCAAGACCAUGCAGGAAAAGAAUUGUUUGAUCCAAUAAGGUGUGGAACAGGCUUUAAUAACGGACUGGGCAAUGUGUUUCUCUGGAGGGAUUAUCUCAAGGUUCAUGUUCAUCCCCACUUUCAUGCUCCUCACAAACCCGCUGAUUUCAGAGAGACUUCAGAAGAAUACUGCAAAAAAGCUCGAGACGUGGCUGAAGAAUUGCUAAAAGGGAUAUCCAAAAGCUUGGGGCAGGAAGAAAACUACAUACAUAAGAAAAUGGAUGUAGAAUCAGGAUCGCAGCUGCUUGUUAUGAAUCUUUAUCCACCAUGCCCGCGGCCAGAACUUGUAAUGGGGAUGCCCCCUCAUUCGGAUCAUGGCAUCUUGACACUCCUGAUGCAGAAUGAUGUGUGUGGCCUUCAAAUUCUACACAACGGCAAGUGGGUGCCCGUCAACCCCCCUCCUUAUUCUUUUCUUGUCAACACAGGGGAUCAUAUGGAGAUACUGACAAAUGGGCGGUACGAAAGUGUGGUGCACCAAGUUGUGGUGAAUAGCAAUGCCACAAGGAUGACCAUAGCAACAGGACAUGGACCACCACUGGGCGCCAUUAUAAGCCCAGCAGCAGAGCUGGUAGACAGUGAAAACCAUCCCCCAAAGUACCAGGGAAUGAAAUAUAGGGACUACAUCGAGCUUCAACAAACCAAUCAACUCGAAGGCAAAUCCUGCUUGGAUCGUGUUCGAAUUUGACCUAUGCAAUCAUAAUAUUCGUGUUAAAGUUUCCUGUCCUUAGAAACGUAUGGUAGGACAUGCGAUGAAUCGCAAUGCGUCGAAUUAAUUAGUGACCCCUAGAUGGUCCUCUACUGAAAUGCUUGCCUAGAGUGAUUUUGACGUUUCAAGUAAAGCUGGUGCACAAAAAGGUGUCCUUAAA